AUGGCCGAAUUUGGAGUCAAAAUCGAUCGUCUUACUGAACGUCUUCGGCGUGGUACAGCCCAGUGCGAUCUUAUCGAACAACGAGCUUGUCUUACCGAAGAACGUUUAUCGACUCUUAAUAAUUCUGUUCAAAAUCUUGCUCGUCUUAUCGAAGUGAGCCUUUUAAUGCUUGCUUCAUCAGAUCGAGAAAAAGUCGCAUGGAUACAAUUAAAUGAUAAUGAAAAUAAUCAAUUGACAAAUCCAAUAAUAAAACAAUUUCUUUAUCGUCUUGAAUCUUAUCUGCAUCGUUCAUUUAUUGACGAUGAAGAAAAACUAUCGUACAUUAAAGCAUUAUCUAUUGUUCGUAAACCUUCGCUUGUAUCAUCAAGUUAUUAUUGA
This is a messenger RNA of Rotaria socialis, 378 nucleotides long. The record is from the annotation of a GenBank genome assembly. Lineage: Eukaryota; Metazoa; Rotifera; Eurotatoria; Philodinida; Philodinidae.